Molecule: messenger RNA, 1125 nt
Organism: Dictyostelium purpureum
Lineage: Eukaryota; Evosea; Eumycetozoa; Dictyosteliales; Dictyosteliaceae
Exons: 3
Coding region: 1-1125 (374 amino acids)
Source: RefSeq, a predicted model, not a curated record
AUGGCGGAUGAUUUUGCAGAUAUGUUUACGUAUAGAGGAUCUUUAAGAGAAGAAGAUGUUAUAGAUAUAUCAGAUGAUGAAGAUGAUGAUGAAAUUGUAGAGACAUUUGAAAGUUUUGACAAUUCAAAAAAGAGAAAUAAACAGCCAAUAUACUCAACAACAAAAAAAUUUAAAAAAACAAAUGAUAGAAGUAUAACCUCUAGCAGUGGAAGUAAUGGCAGUAAUGGGAGUAAUACAUUAUCAAUUAGUAUAGAUGAUGAUGAUGAUUUCAAUUUUGUAAAUAGUAAUAAUAAUUAUAAUGUUAAUGAUAACAAUAAUAGUAAUAAUAGGAGCAAUAAUAAACAGGUAUUUUUAUUGGACGAUGAUGAAGAUGGUGGUGACAGUGAUAUUAAUGAAGAUUCCAAACCACUUGUAUAUACAAAAACAAAUUUACAAUCACUUUUAAAACAAACUUCUUCAAAUUUUAGUCAUAAAACGAAUACUACUGCAUCCAAUAAUAACAACAAUAGUUUUGAUACAAUAUAUUCUUCAUCACCAAACACAAGUGGCUCAAUUCCCACCCCAAAGAAAAAGAAUGACGGAAUACCUUUGGUAAUAAAAUUGGCAGGUGAAGCAAAUGAAAAAAUUAUAUUUUAUUAUGACACAGAGCUUCAAAAACUUUUAGAUUUAUAUUGUGGUAAAAAAAAUUUAGACUCAAAAACAGCUCAAUUCAAACUUUAUGGUUUACCCUUGGAUUCAAAAAAAACCCCAAGAGAUUUGGAUUUAUUGGACGAUGAUAUUUUAGAGGUCACAAUUAAAGCAUCAGAACCAGCAAUCCCAUUGGACUUUAAUAUAAACACAACUUCCACAACUACCACCACAACAGCUGCUCCAGUCGAUGACGAUAUACCAAAAGUUAUCUUAAAGGUUUCCUAUGAAAAACAACAGCAUAAAUUUAAAAUUGGAAAGUCUGAUCCAUUUUCAAAAUUAAUUUUGGUUUUAAUAAAAAAGAUUGGAAUAACAUUACCAGCAGAUAAAAAAAUUGUCCUAAGGUUUGAUGGUAUGGCAUUAAACCCAAGUUCCACACCAGAAGAUGAGGAUAUGGAGGACGAUUUCCUUAUUGAGGCAGUACUCAAAGACAAAUAA